AUGGACACCGCCUCCCUGAAAGGAGAGAGAUGCAACGAAGGUUUUGGGGACAGUGAAAUGGUUAACGUAAGGAACGGCUAUGGCUUCAUCAACAGGAAUGACACCAAGGAAGAUGUGUUUGUCCACCAGACUGCUAUCAAGAAGAAUAACCCCAGGAAGUACCUUCGCAGUGUAGGAGAUGGAGAGACUGUGGAAUUUGAUGUGGUUGAAGGAGAAAAGGGAGCGGAGGCAGCCAACGUUACAGGCCCUGGUGGAGUUCCAGUGCAAGGCAGUAAAUAUGCGGCAGACCGUAACCAAUACAGACGAUAUCCACGGCGUAGAGGUCCUCCACGCAACUACCAGCAAAAUUACCAAAAUAGUGAGAGCGGAGAAAAGAACGAGGGGUCGGAGAGUUUGCCAGAAGGCCAGUCUCAACAGCGCCGCCCCUACCGCAGGAGGCGGUACCCGCCUUACUACAUGCGUCGGCCCUAUGGCCGUCGACCACAGUAUUCCAAUGCUCCUGUGCAAGGAGAGAUAGUGGAGGGUGCUGACAACCAGGGUGCGGGAGAACAAGGCAGACCUGUCAGACAGAACAUGUAUCGGGGUUACAGACCACGCUAUCGCAGGGGUCCUCCUCGCCAACGACAGCCCAGAGAGGAAGGCAACGAAGAAGACAAAGAGAACCAGGGUGAUGAGGCCCAGGGUCAGCAGCCACCUCAACGUCGGUACCGUCGCAACUUCAAUUACCGACGCAGACGCCCAGAAAACCCUAAACCACAAGAUGGCAAAGAGACAAAGGCAGCCGAACCACCAGCUGAGAACACGUCCACUCCCGAGGCCGAGCAGGCGGGGCUGAGUAAACGCCGGCUUACCAUCUCUACCAUCAUCCGGUUUAGUCAUCAAAGAAGAGAAUAUGAAAUAAAAGAGAAUAUGAAAUUCCAGCAAUAAGAAAUGAACAGAAGAAUUGGAACUGAAGACCUUAAGUGCUUGCUUUUUGCUGUUGACCAGAUAACUCGAACUCUCUGCAUUAUCUAUGCAGCAUGGGAUUUUUAUUAUUUUUACCUAAAGCAGUCUCCUUUUGGGAGCGACAAACAUGUUUUU
Messenger RNA from Gekko japonicus, 1080 nucleotides. RefSeq names its product Y-box binding protein 1 (gene YBX1). The record is from RefSeq and is a predicted model, not a curated record. Lineage: Eukaryota; Metazoa; Chordata; Lepidosauria; Squamata; Gekkonidae. Gene Ontology annotation, biological process: regulation of gene expression. Gene Ontology annotation, molecular function: nucleic acid binding. Gene Ontology annotation, cellular component: nucleus.